Penicillium bovifimosum is the source of this 1755-nucleotide messenger RNA. RefSeq lists its product as uncharacterized. The record is from RefSeq and is a predicted model, not a curated record. Bases 1 to 1755 code for a protein of 584 amino acids. The transcript is spliced from 7 exons. Gene Ontology annotation, biological process: amino acid transmembrane export from vacuole. NCBI's taxonomy places the organism in Eukaryota, Fungi, Ascomycota, Eurotiomycetes, Eurotiales, Aspergillaceae.
AUGGCGGACACGGACAUUGAUCAUGCCCCAGAAAGAGAUGACCCACCAAAGAACGCGGUUCAUGUGACUGCGACAGCACAGCCACCUUCCACCUUGGAGGAGUAUGAACGGCUUUUUGGUGUUGACGAAGACGCCUAUGAACAGCCAACCACCACCAGGAGAGAACUGUGGUCGUAUUACCUCUAUUACAAUGGUGAUAACGGUGUUGGUCCUGGAUCGUACAGUCAAGCGCUCUUCCAAUGGGCCUUGAAUGGUGCUGGCCAUCAACCUGGCUCGAAUCCUCCCAAAGCCUGCACGGGCUCCUCGGCAUGUGUAGUCCCGUGGGCUGGAGGCACAAGAUCAGUAGCAUCGGUUGUUCUCAUCGCUAACGGUCUUUGCUUCACUUUCAUGACAGUUAUAUUUGUCUGGCUAGGAAGUGCUGCGGACUAUGGCUCAUUCGGCCGAUGGCUCCUUCUGGUCUUGACGGUGGUCUGUUGGGCAUUGCAGUAUGGGAUGAUCUCCAUCAGACAUCCGAGUCAGUGGCCUGCAGCGAUGGGAAUGUAUGUUGUGGCAUACGUUGCCUAUGGUGCAACUUUGGUGUUCUAUGCCGCUGUGUUUCCCCGUCUGGCACGUUAUACGCCGCAUGUGCGUAAGGCAAGAGAAGAAGAUCUCAGAGAAGGAAAGAUCAGCCAGGAGGAAUACGAUGUCAUUGAGUCCUUAGAGAGGAAUCAUAUCAGGUGCGCUGAUCCCCUCUGCAUUCGUUAUGAUAUUUUCACUAACGAUAUUAGCAAUAUCUCCACUGCACACAGCAAUAUCGGAUACCUAUUGACGCUGGUGCUCAAUCUGAGCGUUCUACUUCCGCUCCAGAACAACAGUUUCUCAAACAAUCUGGCUCUUUGUCUCACCAAUUCAUAUUGGGUCAUUCUUGGUAUCUGGUGGUUCAUUUUCCAGCAGAAAAGACCGGGCCCAAAAGUACCCAAAGGAUCAACUUACACCAGCAUUGGCUUCAAGCAAAUUUGGCUGGCUAUUCGAGAGAUUAGGGCUCUGCCUCAAACGUUCUUGUACUUUUUUGCCUACUUUCUGCUUGCCGAUGGCCUCAACACUACUGGUACACUUGUCUCCAUUAUUCAGAAUGACUCUGUCUCAUUCUCCUUCUUACAACUCACGUAUCUCGGUAUUGUUCAAGCCGCUUGUUCAAUAACCUCGACAAUCGGCUUUUGGUACAUACAGCGGUACUUCAAGUUCAGCACCAAGACCAUGUUCCUAUUCACCAAUUUCUUCAGUGUGUUCAUACCCUUUUGGGGGAUGCUGGGACUGUGGACGAACCGCAUCGGCUAUCAUAACAGAUGGGAGUUCUAUUUCUACAAUGUCAUCUUCGGUCUCUUCCAGGCCCCAUACUAUGCGUACGCACAAACGAUGAUUAGUGAACUAAUGCCUCGUGGCUACGAUAACAUGUUCUUCGCACUCUUUGGAAUAACAAAUCGUGCAUCUUCAAUCAUUGGCCCCAAUGUGAUUCAGGCAAUCAUCAACAGCACCCUGAACAACUGGAUGGGCUUCCCAUUCUUGUUCGCCAUUUGCGCCGGAGCCAUGAUCACCAUUUGCUUUGUAGACAUUGAAAAGGGCCGUAAUGAUUGUCGGAAAUUCGCAGAGCAGCGCAAGUUAGACCGAGUUCUGGCAGAGAGUAGCUUAGCUGCCGAUGAUAUUGCAAAGGGGAAGCCAUAUGGUGGCAAUGGAGGUGUAGACACUGCAGAUGCGAGCACUUCGGCGAGAGAGUAA